Molecule: messenger RNA, 1511 nt
Organism: Corylus avellana
Lineage: Eukaryota; Viridiplantae; Streptophyta; Magnoliopsida; Fagales; Betulaceae
Gene: JMJD5
Product: 2-oxoglutarate (2OG) and Fe(II)-dependent oxygenase superfamily protein
Source: RefSeq, a predicted model, not a curated record
CCCUCUAUAUAUAUCAAAAACUCACGUAAACCGUACUCGCCGUAACAAUCGCGCUCUCCGGACCUCAAUGUUGUCGUCGUCGGCGGCGCACCUCGAGACCCCAGAGCUGGACUCGGAGGGCCCCACGCUCCUCCACGCGAUUACGGAGCACGGCGGGUACGCCUAUGUGAGCAUGGCCACUCUGGCGGCCGCGGGGGACCCACGCGCAGCGGAGGCAGCGCGUGAGAUUGCGUGGGAGCAGCUGCACUCGGGGCCGUGGCACUCGGUGGAUCCGGUCUGGCGCGACGCCUACUCCAUGGCGUGCCUCCACGUGGCCAGGCUCCAUUUCUCCAAGAGUGAGCUUAGCGAGGCCCUUAGAGUUUUGGAUAUGGGCUUGAUCAUGGGCGGCACGCUUCUCCGGAAGGACCUCGACUCCGCAGUCCAGAAAGUCUCGGCCGUGGCCGGGGACGCCUCUAGGGUUUCCGAGCCACGCGCCGAGCGUGAUGUUCUUCGCCAAGUGGAGCUCGAUGAGGCGGAGGUGCUCCAGUCUUUACCUGUUAAGUCUCUGUCUUUAAAAAUUGUGGUAAAGAGGCCUGGUCUAUCUUUGGAGGGAUUCCUUCGUGAAUAUUUCCUAUCGGGUUCUCCAGUUAUUAUUAGUGACUCUAUGGCUCAUUGGCCAGCCAGGACAAAGUGGAAUGAUAUGGACUACCUAAGAAGGGUUGCAGGAGAUCGCACAGUCCCAGUUGAGGUUGGAAAAAACUAUUUAUGCCCAGAGUGGAAGCAAGAGCUUAUCACAUUUUCCCAGUUUCUUGCGAGGAUUGAGGCCAAUGACUGUUCUUCUGCUGACCCUACAUAUCUUGCUCAGCAUCCAUUGUUUGAUCAGAUAAGCGAGCUACGGAAGGACAUUUGUAUUCCUGACUAUUGUUUUGCUGGAGGUGGGGAGCUGAGGUCUCUUAAUGCCUGGUUCGGUCCAGCUGGGACAGUAACACCAUUGCACCAUGAUCCACAUCAUAACAUACUAGCGCAGGUUGCUGGCAAAAAGUAUAUAAGGCUUUAUCCUGCUUCCUUGUCAGAGGAACUUUACCCAUACACUGAAACCAUGCUUAAAAAUUCAAGCCAGGUUGAUCUAGACAACAUGGACGAGAUAAGGUUUCCAAAGGUGCAUGACUUGGAAUUUCAAGACUGCAUUUUAGAGGAAGGUGAGAUGCUUUAUAUCCCGCCCAAGUGGUGGCACUACGUGCGAUCUUUAACUAGAAGUUUUUCAGUUAGCUUUUGGUGGAGCAACUGCGAGAAUCAAAACUUGUCCUGAUUAGGGUUGUUUAAACAUGUCUUUAUUAGGAGGGGGGCUGUCAACUUCUUGGAUGCCAGAUUGAAAGGAUCUUGUGUUGAAUCUGAUUAUAUGUUAUAACUUAUAUUACAAAUGUAGUUAUUUUGUACUUUUUACUAGAAGGUUAGUUACUCAUAUAAAAUAUAACGUAAAUAUAAUUUUGGAUUAAGUAUCCUAAUUUUGGAUUUUAUCCAAUUAUAAUCAA